AUGGAAAAUCAAUUAUUUCAAUUAAAAUUCACAAGUAAACAAUUAGAGAGACAAUCUAAAAAAUCAGAACAGAGUGAAAAGGCACAGAAACUUAAAUUGAAAAAAGCUAUAGAACAAGGAAAUAUGGAUGGAGCACGUAUCUAUGCACAGAAUGCAAUCAGAGAAAAGAAUCAAAGUUUAAAUUAUCUACGUUUGGCAUCACGUAUUGAUGCUGUUGCUUCACGUGUCGAAACUGCCAUUAGAAUGAAGUCGGUCACUGGUUCAAUGGCAAAUAUCGUAAAGUCAAUGGAGAGAUCGAUGCGAUCAAUGGAUCUAGAAAAAAUAACUCAAGUUAUGGAUCAGUUUGAACGUCAGUUUGAAGACUUGGACGUUCAAUCGGUCUAUGUCGAAAAUGCAAUGAAUCAAACUACCACCCUUUCUACUCCUGCCGAUCAAGUCGAUCUACUCAUAUCUCAAGUCGCCGACGAACAUGGACUUGCUCUUGGAAUGCAAAUGGGUUCUGUCCCUUCUGAAAAGGUUCAACAAGUUGAAACUGAUGAAUUAACUGAAAGAUUAAAUAGAUUAAAACAAAAGAAUUAA
This is a messenger RNA of Cavenderia fasciculata, 579 nucleotides long. RefSeq names its product SNF7 family protein (gene vps46). The record is from RefSeq and is a predicted model, not a curated record. The coding region runs from base 1 to 579 and encodes 192 amino acids. Lineage: Eukaryota; Evosea; Eumycetozoa; Acytosteliales; Cavenderiaceae. The transcript has 2 exons. Gene Ontology annotation, biological process: endosome transport via multivesicular body sorting pathway; late endosome to vacuole transport; protein transport. Gene Ontology annotation, cellular component: ESCRT III complex; multivesicular body.